AUCACCAGGCGGGUGCUGGCUUCGGUUCGCCGCCGGCCGGGUCUCGGUCCCUCACGGAAACCUCCGCAGGGUACAGCGUUCCGGGGCUACAGCGUGCUGCGUCAGACGGGCAGACCUCCCGGGUAGAGCUGGGCAGGCGGGCCCCAGGGCGGUGUGUUUGAGCAGGGGCAGAGUCGCCCCGCUGUAAACUUUUCCCUCAGCGGCCGUUCUCGCUCCCGACCGCUGAGCCGGGCCUGGCCGGGACGCGAGGGCUUCCCGCGGGCAGCCGGGGCUGGGGCCGCACCGACCUCCUCUGCGGCGCGAUGGACUCCGGCAGCGAAACCCACGAGCUGAACGGGCUGGCGGAGGGCGCGGAGACGGGGCUCGGCGAGCGGCACAGAACAGCACAGUGGUUUCAAAGAAAUGGACCUAUGAAUAUCAACCACUACGCAAAUAAGAAAAGUGCUGCAGAGAGCAUGUUGGACAUUGCCUUGCUGAUGGCCAAUGCAUCCCAGCUGAAAGCUGUGAUAGAGCAAGGACCUUCUUUUUCCUUCUACAUCCCACUUAUUAUUCUUAUCAGCCUGUCACUCACACUGCAAGUUAUGGUGGGAGUACUCCUGAUAUUCCUUGUAAAAUAUGACCUUAACAACCCUGCAAAACAUGGAAAGCUGAAUUUCCUCAACAACCUUGCAACUGGACUAAUAUUCAUUAUAGUAGUUGUGAAUAUUUUUAUCACUGCCUUUGGAGUGCAGAAGCCAGUUGCUGAGUCAGCUUCAAAACAGUAAGUAAAAGAGACCUGAAGCAUUCAUUGUAGAUGCCAUUUGCACUUGGACACGAUGGGGAGGGGGUGAAAUACUCUGAAGAAGCUGGACACACCAAGCAGCUUUCUCUAGUCUCCAACAAGCAGCAUAUUUGUGUACCUGGAAUUUUCCUAUGUGUUAAUAUUUAAACUGUUCAGCAUCUAAGGAAAGGUUGAUUUUGACUCAA
Messenger RNA from Melopsittacus undulatus (budgerigar), 966 nucleotides. RefSeq names its product ninjurin 1 (gene NINJ1). The record is from RefSeq and is a predicted model, not a curated record. Gene Ontology annotation, biological process: cell adhesion; tissue regeneration. Gene Ontology annotation, cellular component: membrane. The coding region runs from base 303 to 764 and encodes 153 amino acids. NCBI's taxonomy places the organism in Eukaryota, Metazoa, Chordata, Aves, Psittaciformes, Psittaculidae. The transcript has 4 exons.